UCCAACGUGGAGGCACUUGUUGAGGAGACUCAAAAGGGUUUGAAAAACUAGCCUGAUCCGAUUGGGGACAAUUUUUUGAUUUUCCAUUACCAGACAGAUCUGAACACAAAACCCUAGAUUUCUGAAUCCUCCAACCGCCCUAUAAACUGUGCAAUCGCCAUUGAUGAACACCUUCUCUGCGUAGAGCACAUAUCCUUUGUGUUUUCUUCUCUCCGUGGAGUCGUUGGCAAUGGCGGUUCCGGUGGUCAAGUUUCCGAUCUUCUAUGUGGUGAGGUUCAUCGGAAUCGCAGUGGCAUUUCUGGUACUGACGUGGACUCUGCAUUACAGGGGAGGAUUGGCUCUCAUCUCCGACGACAAGGACCUCAUCUUCAAUGUCCAUCCUGUUUUAAUGGUCAUUGGCCUUGUACUUUUGAAUGGUGAAGCCAUGUUGGCCUACAAAACGGUUUGUGGAACCAAAAGCUUCAAAAAGUUGGUUCAUCUGUCUUUGCAAUUCCUGGCUUUUUGCUUGAGCAUAAUUGGUGUAUGGGCUGCAUUAAAGUUUCACAAUGAUAAGGGCAUUGACAACUUCUACAGCCUGCAUUCAUGGUUGGGUCUUGCUUGCCUGUUCUUAUUUGGCGUCCAGUGGACUGCUGGAUUUGCAACCUAUUGGUACCCUGGUGGUUCAAGGAACAGCAGAGCUACCUUGUUGCCAUGGCAUGUAUUCUUUGGGGUUUAUGUUUAUGCCCUUGCUGUUGCUACAUGCACCACUGGUAUUCUGGAGAAAGCCACAUUUCUUCAAACCAACAAGGUAAUAUCACGUUACUCUGUCGAGGCAUUGUUAGUGAACUCUUUGGGCAUCUUGAUUGUUGUUCUAGGUUGUUUUGUUAUUCUUGCACUCAUCUCUCCAAUGAAUGGGAAAGGUGACACUCUCAGAGGACCAAAAGAGUAGAGCAUGAGUUUACCUGUUUGAAAUUCAAUCUUGACUAAGAGUUGUAUCUUCAACGGGCUUGUACUUGUACAGAUGUAAAUUUUUUUUUUUAUAGAGAGAGAGAGAGAAAGCGCGACAGAUGAAACUGAAUAAUGAAUAAUUUUUCCUUGAUUGGCUAUUUAUAGUUAAAUAGAUGAUAAUUUCGAUUUAUAACAGGUUGG
Molecule: messenger RNA, 1128 nt
Organism: Ilex paraguariensis (yerba mate)
Lineage: Eukaryota; Viridiplantae; Streptophyta; Magnoliopsida; Aquifoliales; Aquifoliaceae
Source: the annotation of a GenBank genome assembly